This is a messenger RNA of Prosopis cineraria, 1863 nucleotides long. RefSeq names its product disease resistance protein RPV1-like. The transcript has 6 exons. The record is from RefSeq and is a predicted model, not a curated record. The coding region runs from base 271 to 1671 and encodes 466 amino acids. Lineage: Eukaryota; Viridiplantae; Streptophyta; Magnoliopsida; Fabales; Fabaceae. Gene Ontology annotation, biological process: defense response; signal transduction.
UAUUCAACCUCAUGUUUUCUGUUCAUGUAACCAAUUUGUUUGUGUACAGAUUCUUCUAAUUCGGUAUUUGGUGUCUCUGCAUAAUACAGAUACUUCUGAGCAGUCUUUCGCUUCUAGAUCCUUGUCAAGUGCCUCGCAACUAAUUUUAUUGAUAAUCAGAGAAAAAAAUGAGCCUGCGGACGAACAAAAUUUCGAAUCCAAAGCAAAACGCUCGUCUUCUCCAGCUUUUAAUUACUCCAUCAUGAUCAAGAACUUCGAUUUCCGCCAUUAAUGGAGUUCACUAGGACAUACAACACCUCCUUCUCUUUCUUCUCGGCCAUAGACAGGAGCAGGCACGAUGUGUUCUUGAGCUUCAGAGGCGAAGACACUCGCUACAACGUUACCUCUCAGAUCUACACGGCCUUGCGAGAUGCAGGAAUUCCAACCUUCAAAGAUGACGUAAACCUUCAGAAAGGCGGUGAGAUUGCUUCCGAGCUUCUAAAAGCGAUCCAAAUGUCGAGGAUCGCGAUCAUAGUGUUCUCCAGAAACUACGCAACUUCGGGAUGGUGCUUGGAUGAGCUUGUGAAGAUCGUGGAGUGCAAGAACGAAGCUGGGCAGGUUGUUGUGCCUGUGUUCUAUGAUAUUGAGGCUAGCGAUGUGGAGCAGCAGAAAAAUAGUUAUGCAGAGGCAUUUAGAAAACAUGAGGAUCGAUUCAGGUUGGAAAACAUGGAUGAGAGCAAGUUGGGAAGUUGGAGAGAGGGCUUGAAACAAGCAGCUUCAAGUUCUGUUGGGUGGGAUAUGCAGAACGUUGCUAGCUGGCAUCAAUCAAAAUUUAUUAAGGAGAUUGUGAAACAUAUUAUGAGUAGACGGCAAGAUGCUCACAUGAAUGCCUCCAUCUUCCCUCCAAGAAGGGAGGUAGCUGAGGAGUAUUUAAAUCUUCUAUUAAGUGUUGUUUCAGAUGACAUCCUUGUAAUAGGCUUAUGUGGAGUUGAUAUGACCAACAUUGCAAAAGCAAUCUAUAACAAAAACUUUACAAGAUUUGAGUAUAGCAGUUUCCUCUCAGAUAUCAGUAAAAUUGCAGAGCAACCUGAUGGGCUCAUUGUGUUACAAAAGAGUUUUCUGGGUGACAUUCUUGAAGAGGAGAACAUAGACAUAGAGAAUGUAAAAGUAGGAACCCAGAAGAUUCAAAGUGCAUUUUGCGGAAAGAGAAUGCUUGCAGUUCUGGAUAAUGUGAACAGAUUAGACCAUUUAAAUGCUUUGGCUAGAAAGCGUGAUUGGUUUGGUCCAGGCAGUAGAAUCAUCAUAACAACUAAAGAUCCACAUUUGCUAAAUGUCCUUGAAGUGGAUGAUGUCUAUGGGACUCGUGGCAUUCAGGUCAUAGAGGACCAGUAUAGGCAAAAUCUUCUCCAAAUUAAUGAUCUCUUGCAGGACAUGCUGAGGCUUCAUAUCCAGUCUUGCGGCAGGGAAUUAUUUCUCUUGGAAGAGAUAGAGAAAGAACAAAAAAAGAAUGCCUCUCAGGCUCGAAUGAUAGAGAAGUUACAAGGAAGCAUAAACCAGUGGGACCCUCUAAAUCUGCUCACUUCAAGGGCUGAAAAUCCUGAAAGUGAGAGGAUAGUGCAGGAGUUUGCAGGGAGUUCUGGUGGUGAGAGAGAAAUAAUCAAGCCUCAGAUGCAGGGAAAGGCGUUGAAAUAAAUGGCAAAGUGGAAAAUCCUGGUGGAUCCGGUGUCAUUAAAGGUAAAAGGCACCCGCAAGGCACGCAAGGCCUACGCUUCCGAGUGAAGCAAAAUGUCAUGAUGUGAAAAUGCAUAAUAUAUAGCCAAGACAACAAAUUAUAGACAAAAUGAUAAAAAUUUCCAUAUAUAUAUAUAUAUAUAUAUUUUAUAU